Molecule: messenger RNA, 2064 nt
Organism: Trichophyton benhamiae CBS 112371
Lineage: Eukaryota; Fungi; Ascomycota; Eurotiomycetes; Onygenales; Arthrodermataceae
Exons: 1
Coding region: 1-2064 (687 amino acids)
Biological process (GO): proteolysis
Molecular function (GO): peptidase activity
Source: RefSeq, a predicted model, not a curated record
AUGUUGUUCACCAGCACUGCCGUUGCUGCUCUGAGCGGCGCAUUGCUCAUCCAGCCCGCCCUUGCUGCCCCCAACGGCCUUCCCUCACACGGCGGCUCCCAUCAUGGCCCCAAGGACCCCUUCGAGGUGCUGGAUCCCCAAAAUUGGGUCAAUCCCGACAAUAUGACCUGGGCCGAUUUUAAGUCCCCUCCAGGCACCAAAUGGAACGACCCUUCUCGAAAGGGCUCGAUCCGCAACUUCAACAUCGCCCUGGUAAAUGUCGACUAUCCUGAUAAGCCAUUUACCAUCACAAUGGCACCGGGAUCCGACGUUUUCAAGAAUCCUCAGCCGGGUUCACCAAACGUAACGCGAAGUCAAGUUCCCGCCUUCUACCGCGAUUUCCUUAACAAGCCGGGAAAACUCAACCGCGGUCAUACACUUCAUGAAUAUUGGAUGGAGGACUCGAACGGACGCUUCGGUGUCGACCUGACCACGUUCGGAGUGUACAAGAUGCCAUUGAAGUCGUAUCAGUACGGUAUUGGCGAGUCAAUGAACGCUGGUGCUUGCCCCAUUGGAGAAACCUGCUACUAUGAAAUCCGUGAUGAUGCCCUCGGUGCCUGGCGCAAGGAUAUUGGCGAAGAGAAGGCCAAGUCCUUUGAGCUGGUCUUCAUCCUGUCUGCUGGUCAGGAUGAGUCCUCUACCUGGCAGGAGUUUGGCGAGAUCAUGUUCCAGAACAAGGAAGAUGUGACUUCUGCCUUUGGUCCUCCACCAGGUAACGGCACAGGAAACAUGACACUUCCCAACUAUGCUAAAACUCGCUAUGUCGAAUGGACCUCUUGGGCUUCUGCCUCUGCCAUCUGGCCAAAUGCUGGCGAUGGUUCGUCUACCCAGGCCGAAAGCUCUGGAAUGGGCACCUUUGCCCACGAGCUCAGCCAUCUGCUCAAUGUUGGAGACAACUAUAACAACCCCUACGGCAAACCGCUCCGCCGUUCCUACACUGGCCCAUGGUCUAUGAUGUCUCGCGGCUCCUUCAAUGGACCUGGAGGCCCGCAUACCCGCUGGCAAGUCCCUCCACUACAGGGUGGUUCCAUGGGAUCCCAGCAUACCUUCCAUGAUAAGAUAAGACUUGGAUUAACCACCAAGGAUAGCGCCCUGAACAUUUCCCGUGAGGCCUUGGCUAACUCUGGUCUUAUUGUUGCUCGCGUCACUGCCCGUGUCAUUGCACCUAAGCCUGGUGAUUUGAUCGGAAUCCAUGUUGCCAUGGACAAGGACAAGUCUCCCAAAUGCGACGUCAAUACUGACCCUUACUGCGAUGGUAAUGGUUACCAGAAUUACAACGUCGAAGUCAUUGACCGCAUGGGCGCUGAUUCCUUCUGCCCUGACUCUGGAGUCAUGCUCAGCAAGACCAGGGACAAGGCAUUCUCAAACUACCAGUGGACCAUUGAUGCCAACCCACAAGACAUCAAGCAAGUUGACUUCCACCGCCCAGACGGCACACCCGCCAUGAUCAGCCUUGGCGACUACCGCCAGCUGGCUGAUGCCCUGUUCCAUGCUGGAACUCGCUCUGGUAGCCAGUACGAAUACACCGACAAGGCCAACAAUCUCCAAUUUUACAUUAUCGAACCCCACCGCGACGAGGCGGGCGUCCUCUCCUACACCACUGCUGUCCGCUAUGUCGGCGGUAAGGACCCCCAUAAGCGCGGCGUCAAGCUUGAUAAGAAUGCAAAGAUUACCUCCAGCAACACCAAGCCAACCGACAAGGGUGUGACCUGCUCCUUCACCCUGCACAACACUGGAACCUACAACCCGGCUGCUGGCAAGGCUAAGCACCCUCAGGAUGUUACUGCAUACCUCAAGUCUGAUGUCUACCGCCUCAAAGCCACCGUUGAGGGACGUGGCUGGAGGGUCGAGGUUCCAAAUGCCCUGGCUACUGCUGAGUUUGGCAAGACUGUCACUGUCUCUGUAGCUGUCGGCGCCGAGAACUCUGCUCAAGAUAAAGCCAAGGUCACUCUCACUGCUACCUCAGAGGCGGACCCUUCGAAGUUCGCUACCGCUGAGUGCAAAGUGAACAAGUUCCGCAACUAG